GCGGUUGAGGGAAAUGGAGGGUCCCCAUCGUCUCCUUCUCUUCACCCUCCUCGUUGCGAUCCUCCUCCAUUUCGCCAGAUCUGAUGAUACUGAUGAUAAGCUCCUCGAAGGCAUCAACAGCUACAGAACUUCACUCAACCUCUCGAAACUGACCACUAACGAUAACGCCUAUUGCUUAGCGGAUGAAAUCGCCAAGCAGUUCAAGGGCCAGCCGUGCACCAACACUACCGGAUCCAAUACGGUUCUUGGAACCGAAGAACAAUUCCCUAAUUACCCUGAGUUUCUCAAAACCUGUCAUUUGAAUGCUACCGUCACACAAGAUGCAGCCAUUAUGCCUGCUUGUGUCCCUAACUUAGAUUCAACCCUCGUGCUCACAAACUUUACGAAGUCUCAAUACUCUGGAAGUCUGAAUGAUAGUAAGUACGUUGCAGCUGGGGUUGCUGAUGAGGGUGAUUGGAUUGUUGUUGUUCUGAGCACAAACACUCCCACUGGAAACUUUGAAACAACAUAUACAGGAGUCUCUUCAGCAGUUAAGGUGGAUUUUGGGUACUAUAUGUUUCUAGUUUUUGCGGCGUUCCUUCUGUAUGUUCAAUAUCUAUAAGAGAAUAGGAGGUCUCUCUGCAGCAUACUGAGGUAACUCUGUUUUAGGAUUAUGAAUCAAAGUGCUGAUAUAAAAGGUUGGUAGCUUUGCAAUUACAAAUACAGGAGUUGCUUCAGUGGUCGAGUUCUGCUACUAUUUGUUUCUAGUUUUUAGUUAUGAUGUUUGUUUGUUUCGGCUGUUCUUUGACAUUUCUCCUUGAUUUUUUUUUAUUUUUUGCCUGGAUCAUAUGUGUGAUGUGCACUAUGUUCCAAUAUAUUUAUUGAAAGAAUUGUUGGAUUUUACUGAACAUGUUUGCUGCAUUGUUUAUUAUUCUUAUAUUCUUACUCAUGAGGAUUUUUUUUAA
Molecule: messenger RNA, 944 nt
Organism: Asparagus officinalis (garden asparagus)
Lineage: Eukaryota; Viridiplantae; Streptophyta; Magnoliopsida; Asparagales; Asparagaceae
Exons: 2
Coding region: 14-601 (195 amino acids)
Source: RefSeq, a predicted model, not a curated record